AAUGUGAGUAAGCUUCCACUGGUUGGACGUGAGUCUACGGAGUGCCAUGUAAGGAAUGUACUAGUGGCUGUUACUUUCGCUGUCGAGCACAUAUGUGCGAGUGAAAGUGUGCUGCUGAAAAAAGAUCUCUGACAAGCCUGGUAUAAUGUAGACAUCAGCUCAUUCUGAAACUGAAGCUUCACGGUCAAGUUUAUGAAGACAUAAGGACCUAUUGUUAUGCGAACAGACUGUUUGAAAAGCACCAGGAUGACGUUUGCCCAUGGAAUUCGAUCUGUUCGUUUCACAGGAUUUUCAGUUGCGUUUAUGCUGUUAUCGACAUGCUCGUGCAGCGACCACCCACACAUUGAAGUUAUUGCUAUUGUUGGAGAAGCAGCAACUCUUCCCUGCAUGUGUCCUCCUGACUGGCCUCCGUUUCUGGUCUGGCAGAAGAACAUUGAUGAGGCACUCGUGGUUAAUUACUACAAAGAUGAUGACCAAGAAGACAUCCAAAUUGCACUCGAGUACAGGAACAGAACAGAGCUGAGACUGACAGGAAACUGUUCUCUUGUGAUUCAUAGUGUGUGUUUAUCAGACCAGGGACUGUACAUCUGUUACUAUAAGAAAAAUCCUUUAAGGCAUGAAAAAAUCUAUCUGGGGGUCACAGAACAAGGGAAAGUGUCAGAUGAACCUAAGCGUGUCCAGAGCACCACUGUGAUAUCUUCAGUCUGUGGGGUACUCAUCAUUUUGCUCAUCACAAUUGCUGCAGCAUAUAUAGGAAUUACUUGCAGAAAUAGACAUCAGAUCAGAAGGCACAGCACACACAGAAGAGACCAUCAAGGUUGGAACUAUACACCAACCACCAGCCACAUUCCUCCAACCACCCGAGUUUGAAUGCCCUAUUGCAGCCAGCAAGGAAUUGUGUUGGAAAAAUGAAGUUUUUAGAAGGCUUGUUGUGGUUCCUGAGUAAAUGGUAUUUCUGGCCAUCAGACAUCUUACGCACACUCUCUAAGGUUUCUUCAACCAAUUUUGUGGCCUGAAUGAAAAAUCCAAUAUCAUUAAAUAUCUCCUGACCUUCCAUGACAGGGUGUGGGUCCUCUUGACCUUCCCUGAGCUGUCGCAUUUCACCUAGACCUUCCCUGAGCUGUCGCAUUUCACCUUGACCUUCGCUGAGCUGUCGCAUUUCACCUUGACCUUCGCUGAGCUGAGCUGUCGCAUUUCACCUAGACCUUCGCUGAGCUGUCGCAUUUCACCUAGACCUUCCCUGAGCUGUCGCAUUUCACCAUGACCUUCCCUGAGCUGUCGCAUUUCACCUUGACCUUCGCUAAGCUGUCACAUUUCACCUAGACCUUCCCUGAGCUGUCGCAUUUCACCUUGACCUUCGCUGAGCUGUCGCAUUUCACCUUGACCUUCGCUGAGCUGUCGCAUUUCACCUUGACCUUCCCUGAGCUGUCGCAUUUCACCUUGAUCUUCGCUGAGCUGUCACAUUUCACCUAGACCUUCCCUGAGCUGUCGCAUUUCACCUAGACCUUCCCUGAGCUGUCGCAUUUCACCUUGACCUUGACCUUCGCUGAGCUGUCGCAUUUCACCUAGACCUUCGCUGAGCUGUCGCAUUUCACCUAGACCUUCCCUGAGCUGUCGCAUUUCACCUAGACCUUCCCUGAGCUGUCGCAUUUCACCUUGACCUUGACCUUCGCUGAGCUGUCGCAUUUCACCUAGACCUUCGCUGAGCUGUCGCAUUUCACCUAGACCUUCCCUGAGCUGUCGCAUUUCACCUAGACCUUCCCUGAGCUGUCGCAUUUCACCUAGACCUUCGCUGAGCUGUUGCAUUUCACCUAGACCUUCCCUGAGCUGUUGUGAAUCAUCUGUAAAUAUACAGUAUAUGCAUUGGUCAGUGAUGUAGUAUAAAUUGAAUCCAACUGUUUCAUUAAUACACUUGUAUAGUUUACUUGCAAAGUUAUAUGUUCCUGUUAUCCAGUAACAGUUGGCGUCAUACUUUUUGGAAGACAAACAUUACAAAUAUUUUGGUGUUUUUAUAAUUUUGUGGUUUAUAGAUCUUAGAUAGAAAAUUUACUGUAUAUCAGGAACAACCUCAGCUACCUUCUGCUCCAGUGGGGUUGACGACUGUUAGCUAUCAAAUAUUAUAGGUUAUGUAGUAAAUAUAACAACCUUACCCUGUUUGCCAGUUUUUUUGAACAUAUGUUCAA
This is a messenger RNA of Carassius auratus (goldfish), 2183 nucleotides long. RefSeq names its product butyrophilin subfamily 3 member A2-like. The coding region runs from base 217 to 870 and encodes 217 amino acids. Gene Ontology annotation, cellular component: external side of plasma membrane. The record is from RefSeq and is a predicted model, not a curated record. Lineage: Eukaryota; Metazoa; Chordata; Actinopteri; Cypriniformes; Cyprinidae. The transcript has 4 exons. Gene Ontology annotation, biological process: positive regulation of T cell proliferation; negative regulation of T cell proliferation; T cell costimulation. Gene Ontology annotation, molecular function: signaling receptor binding.